CUGGUGGAUUUAGUUAGAGUGCGUGGAUCAUACGAUUGUUACUUUGUGUCUUUUUGGUUGGUGGCGGUAUAUGUUUAGCCAAAAGCAUUGAUCACCGAACAAGUUGUUACUAAUUAAUAUUUUUACGUUAUUACAGUGUUGUUGUUUUUAUUUUAAUAACAUUACAAAAACAAUACCACAAUGUUGAUGCAACAAGCAAGACGUAUGUUCCUUGCCAACAGUAUCUGCAAUAAGAAUAUUUCCUUAAAGCUUAUUGCAUGUUACUCCACCAGCGGUAGAUCAGCAAGUAAUAAAGUUUAUAACUCGGCUGAAGAAGCUUUGGCUGAUAUGAAAGAUGGCGCCCAAAUUCUCUUUGGAGGUUUUGGUCUUUGCGGUAUUCCCGAAAAACUAAUUGAAGCCAUCACAAAGAUGAAUGUGAAGAAUCUUACAGCUGUUUCCAAUAAUGCCGGCAUUGAUAACUGCGGUUUGGGCAAGCUGUUGAGAACACGACAACUCAGCAAGAUGAUUCUUUCAUAUUUAGGCGAAAAUUCUGAUUUGUCUAGUCAAUAUUUGGGAGGUGAAUUGGCCAUAGAAAUAACACCACAAGGUACACUGGCUGAAAAAAUUCGUGCUGCUGGUGCUGGCAUUCCUGCGUUUUUCACUGCAACCGGCUAUGGCACAUUAAUACAAGAAGGUGGUGCCCCCAUUAAGUAUGCUAAGGAUGGUACCAUUGAAAUACCCAGUAAACCAAGGAUUGUACAAGAGUUCAAUGGCAGAAAAUACGUAAUGGAAGAGGCUCUUUAUGCCGACUAUGCUGUUGUUAAGGCACAUGUUGCUGAUACUAUGGGCAAUUUGAUUUUUAACAAAGCUGCCCGCAAUUUCAACGCUCCAAUGUGUCGUGCUGCUAAAAUCACUGUUGCCGAGGUGGAAGAGAUUGUUCCUGCUGGUUCUUUGAAUCCUGAUCAUAUUCAUGUUCCCGGUAUAUAUGUAAAACGCAUCGUCAAGGGCACCAACUAUGAAAAACCUAUUGAAAAAGUACGCAUCACAGAGAAUGGUGAUGAAAAAUCGAAACCACCAUCUGCCGCCCAGCUUAUCCGUGAACGUAUUGCCAAGCGUGUGGCCGUGGAAUUCCGUGAUGGCAUGUAUGCCAAUUUGGGCAUUGGCAUUCCUGUACUCUCCUCCAAUUAUAUUCCCAAGGGCAUGAAUGUUUUAUUGCAGUCCGAAAAUGGUAUCUUGGGAUUGGGACCAUUCCCCACAAAAGACAAGAUUGAUCCUGAUUUGAUCAAUGCUGGUAAAGAAACUGUAACUGUUGUACCUGGAGCUUCCUACUUUGGAUCUGAUGACAGUUUUGCCAUGAUUCGUGGUGGUCACAUGGAUUUGACAAUUUUGGGUGCCAUGGAAGUAUCGGCUACCGGUGAUUUAGCUAACUGGAUGAUUCCUGGUAAACUAGUUAAAGGCAUGGGAGGUGCCAUGGAUUUGGUAGCAUCCGGCAGUAAAGUCAUUGUUUCCAUGGAACAUAAUGCCCGUAAUGGUUCUUCUAAAAUCAAGGAUACUUGCUCAUUGCCUUUGACUGGCAAAGAGGUGGUCGAUUUAAUUAUUACAGAAAAGGCUGUUUUCGAAGUUGAAAAGGGUGUUGGCUUAACACUCAUUGAAGUAGCUGAAGGUCUAACCGUCGAUGAUAUUACCGCUUGUACUGAAGCUAAGUUCAAAGUUUCACCCAAUGUUAAAAAGAUGUCACAAAUAGGAGAAUAGAAUAGAUAUGGAAGAUAAUCUUGUUGCGUUUAACAAUAUUAACCAUUACCUCAGAUCAUUAAUUACCUAAUAACAUUUAUAUGCAAUUGUUUGUUUUUUUUAACAUAAUUGAUUAUUUUUAUACAGCCAGACGUUGUAAUGUGUACAAACUGAAUCAAGACAAAUUAAUAAUUCAGGUGGACAAUGAAUGAUAUCAAAAUAUUUAAGAUGAUUUAAGAUAUAACUAAAGUGAUAGAGAUGAUUGCAUUUAUUUUUUUUAAUAUACAUGUAAUCUAAUUAAAGAAUAUAUAUAUUAACAAA
Messenger RNA from Musca domestica (house fly), 2031 nucleotides. RefSeq names its product succinyl-CoA:3-ketoacid-coenzyme A transferase, mitochondrial (gene SCOT). The transcript is spliced from 6 exons. Gene Ontology annotation, molecular function: succinyl-CoA:3-oxo-acid CoA-transferase activity. The record is from RefSeq and is a predicted model, not a curated record. Gene Ontology annotation, biological process: ketone body catabolic process. NCBI's taxonomy places the organism in Eukaryota, Metazoa, Arthropoda, Insecta, Diptera, Muscidae. Gene Ontology annotation, cellular component: mitochondrion. Bases 181 to 1731 code for a protein of 516 amino acids.